Messenger RNA from Acanthochromis polyacanthus (spiny chromis), 8717 nucleotides. It is a transcript of the gene ttc28, whose product is annotated as tetratricopeptide repeat domain 28. Gene Ontology annotation, molecular function: protein binding. NCBI's taxonomy places the organism in Eukaryota, Metazoa, Chordata, Actinopteri, Pomacentridae. The record is from RefSeq and is a predicted model, not a curated record.
ACCUUGCUGAAGGCUGCAGCCAUGGACUCCACCGGAUCCCCGCCUCUCACCGGGCAAAAAUUCCGCUAUGGGGAGAGGAUCGGCUUCGGGAACAUGGCGCACUCACUCUGGAUUAACUUUCACUGAGGAAAACUUCGUAGGGUCGCUACAUAGCACACAGCUGGCCUUGUCCGAAGUGUAUUGAUAAAUUUCACCGCUAGAAAAGCGACUGCAGACUUGUGGGCUUGUUUUGGAAGCUGGCGGAGUGUUUUCCUGCCCUGCCUCACUGCUUCUGCUGCUGCGGGAUGAAAGUUUGCAGCCGGAUUUAGCAGAGAUGGAAAAGCACAGAACGAGGAAAGAGAAGUUCUCUCUGUUCGGCUAUCGCUCCACCAGCAAGACCACCAGCCCUCCCUCUUCAUCCUCCUCUUCCUCUUCUCCCAUCAUCCCUUCAGCCCCAGUGGUGAAGAGGGCAGACCGACUGUCCGGCUCUGGCCCCCUGGCCCUGAGCAAAGCCGACUUCCUGGAGCGUGUCCGCCGUAGUAACCAGGCCUGCCAGCAGGGAGAGUUCGGUCUGGCUGUUCGUCUGUACAGUGAGGCCCUGACCGCCGACCCACAGAACUGUAUCCUGUACAGCAACCGCUCCGCAGCCUAUCUCCGCCUGGGCCAGUACAGCACUGCUCUGGACGAUGCAAUCAAAGCACGCCUCAUCAACCCCAAAUGGCCCAAGGCUUACUUUCGUCAGGGGGUUGCCCUGCAGUACUUGGGUCGUCAUGCCGAUGCCCUGGCAGCGUUUGCCUCUGGCCUCGCCCAGGACCCCAAGAGUCUCCAGCUGCUCGUCGGCAUGGUGGAGGCUGCCAUGAAAUCACCCCUCAGAGACUCACUUGAACCCACCUACCAGCAGCUGCAGAAGAUGAAGCUGGACAAGAGCCCAUUUGUGGUUGUCUCUGUUAUCGGCCAGGAGCUGUUGACUCAUGGCUUCCAUGGAGCCUCGGUUGUGGUGCUUGAGGCGGGGCUCAAAAUUGGCACGUGCUCAUUAAAGCUGCGAGGAUCUGUUUUCUCUGCAUUGAGCUCUGCGUACUGGUCUUUAGGCAACGUGGAGAAGAGCAUGGCCUACAUGCAGCAGGACCUUGAGGUCACCAAGACUUUAGGUGACCAAUCAGGUGAAUGCCGUGCUCAUGGGAACCUUGGCUCUGCACUCUUCUCCAAAAGCAACUACAGAGAAGCGCUGGCUAAUCACAGAAACCAGUUGGUGCUGGCCAUGAAGCUAAAGGACAGAGAAGCAGCGUCUGACGCUCUCAGCAGUCUGGGCCAUGUAUACACAGCUAUCGGUGACUACCCCAACGCACUGGCCAGCCAUAAACAGUGUGUGCUGCUGGCGCGACAAACUCAGUGCCAGCUCUCCGAGGCUCGCCAGCUGGGCAAUAUGGGCGCCGUGUACACAGCUCUGGGAGAUUUCACCAACGCUGUCCAGUGCCACGAGCAGCACCUGGACAUUGCAAAGACUUUGGAGAACCGGCGUGAGGAGGCGCGAGCAUACAGCAACCUGGGCAGUGCCUACCACUCUCAACGGGACUUUGACAAGGCCAUAUCGUACCACUCAAAAGUGCUGGAGCUGGCACAGGAGCAGGCCGACAGGGCCAUUGAGAUGAGGGCAUAUGCUGGUCUGGGGCACGCUGCCAGAUGCAUGCAGGACCUGGAGAGGGCACGUCAGUACCACCAGAACCAGCUAGAAAUUGCUCAGGAGCUGCAGGACAGAGCAGCACAGGGCCGAGCCUCUUCCAACCUGGGCAUCAUACACCAGAUGAAGGGUGAGUAUGAAAAAGCCCUGAAGCUCCACAAAGCCCACCUGUCCUUUGCCCAGGACCUCGGUGACUAUGCUGCCCAGGGACGAGCCUACGGUAACAUGGGAAAUGCCUAUCAUGCACUGGGCGUCUAUGACCAAGCAGUUAGAUAUCACCGGCAAGAACUGCAGAUCUCUCUGGAGGUGAAUGAUCGUCCAUCACAGGCCUCCACACAUGGGAACCUGGCUGUGGCCUACCAGGCUCUGGGUGCUCAUGAUCGGGCUCUCCAGCACUACCUUCACCAUCUGACCAUUGCCCGGGAGCUGCAGGACACUCAGAGUGAAGCAAGAGCCCUAGCAAACUUGGGUAAUUUCCACAGCUGGAGGGGAGAAUAUGCUCAGGCAUUGCCUUACUACCAGCAGUACCUGACUUUGGCUCCAGGUCUGCAGGACUUGGAGGGAGAAGGCAAAGUUUGCCACAACCUCGGCUAUGCUCACUACUGCCUCGGACAGUACAGAGACGCUGUCAGGUAUUAUGAGCAGGAUCUGGCCUUGGCGAAGGACCUCCAAGACAAACUAGCACAGGCAAAAGCCUACUGUAACCUUGGUCUGGCCCACAAAGCACUGGGGGAGAACAGCAAGGCAGAGGAGUGUCAGAGAUACCUUCUCUCUCUAGCACAGACCUUGGAUAACACACAGGCAGUUUUCAGGGCUUUCGGAAACCUCGGUGAUGUGUGUGUGUGUCGUGGAGAUCUUCCAGGAGCUGUGAAGUUCUACCAGCAGCAGCUAACUCUUGCACAGAAAGUCAGCGAUCAGAAGAUGGAAGCUGAUGCCUACUCAGCUCUUGGAUCAGUUCACAGGCUGCUCCGCCAGCUGGAUACAGCCUUGUCCUUCCACAGCCAGGAGCUGACCGUCAGAAAAGAUCUGUGUGAUCAGCAGGGGGAGUGUCGCACCCUUGGUCACCUGGCAGCGGUGCACAUGGCCCUGGGAGACUACGCCACAACCUUCCAGUGUUACGAGACCCAGCUGGGCCUGGCACAGGGGCUCAGGGACGCCCGCCUGGAGGCCCAGGUCCACGGAAACAUGGGCAUCACUAAAAUGAACAUGGGGGUGUUUGAAGAAGCUAUCGGCUAUUUUGAGCAGCAGCUGGCCAUGCUGCAGCAGCUGAGUGGAACUGAGAGUAUGCUGGACAGAGGCAGGGCCUAUGGGAACCUGGCUGACUGCUAUGACGCUCUGGGAGACUAUGAGGAGGCAAUCCAGUACUAUGAGAAGUACCUGACAGUGGCUCAGAGUCUCAACCAUGUCCAAGACCAAGAGAAAGCCUACAGAGGACUUGGCAAUGCACACAGGUCCUUGGGGAGUCUCCAGCAGGCACUGGUGUGCUUUGAGAAGCGGUUGGUGGUGGCACAUGAGCUCGGUGGUGAAGGAGGGGGCAAGGCUCAGGCCUAUGGGGAACUGGGAACCCUGCACAGCCAGCUUGGCAACUACGAGCAGGCCCUGUCCUGCCUGGAGCACCAGCUCAACAUCGCACAUACCGCAGGGGAUAAAUCCCUGGAAGCAGAGGCGAGCGACACACUCGGAGGCAUUUAUCAGCUGAUGGCAGACAACGAGACGGCUUUACAGUGGCACCAAAGGGCGCUGGAUAUUGCAGAGCAAACCGGCUGUGUGAGGAGCCAGGGUCGCGCCUAUGGCAACCUGGGUCUGACAUUCGAAGCUCUGGGAAACUAUGAGCGGGCCGUGGUCUUCCAGGAGCAGCACCUGAGCGUGGCAGCACAGACCAACGAUCUGAUAGCUAAAACUCUGGCCUACAGCAGCCUGGGCAGGAUACACCACGCACUGCAAAACUAUGCUCAGGCUGUCAUGUACCUGCAGGAAGGUCUGCGUCUGGCAGAGCAGUUAGGUCGGAGAGAAGAUGAAGCGAAGAUACGCCAUCGACUGGGUCUUUCUCUGUGGGCUGGUGGAAACCUGGAAGAGGCCCAACACCAGUUGUACAGAGCAUCUGUGCUAUUUGAGGCCAUUCGUCAUGAGACGCAGCACAGCACAGAUUACAAGCUCUCCCUGUUUGAUCUCCAGACCAGCUCAUACCAGGCUCUCCAGAGAGUCCUUGUCAGCCUAGGCCGGCAUGAUGAGGCUCUGGCCAUCGCUGAACGAGGCCGAACACGUGCCUUUGCUGACCUUCUGGUUGAACGCCAGAGAGGAAAUCAACAAACAGCGAGCACUGACCCUUACAUCCCGGUCACUGUGGAGCACAUCCUGGAGACGGUCAACGGUCAGAGGGCCAUGGUACUCUACUAUUCGCUAGCAGGAGGCUUUCUGUACAGCUGGCUGAUGUCUCCAGGAGCAGGUAUCGUAAAGUUUAAUGAGGUGUAUCUUGGAGAGGCUGGACUGGAGGCGACAGAGUUCCAGGAUGGUGGUGGGAGCCCACAGGGAGGAGGAGGAGGUCCUCUGUCUCUGGAGCAGUACAUCUCCAACGCUAGAGAGGCUCUGGGUGUGGACAGCCAUUAUAGCAGAGUUUGCUCCAGCAGUGAGACGGAGAGUGAAGCAGGAGAUUUAUUGGAGCAACAGUUUGAGGAGCUGAAUAACAAAAUCACCUCUGCCACAGACCCCACAGGCUAUCUCCGCAUGGUGUCCAGAAACAACCUCUUUAACAGAAGCUGUCAGAGCAUGACAAGCCUGUACAGCACCACAGUAUCUCCAGUAAAGGACAGUUUAUUAUCUCCUCCUUGCCGUCCAAGUAACAUCAGCAAACCUCCUCUGCGUGCCCUCUAUGACUUACUCAUCGCUCCAAUGGAAGGGGGCCUGAUGCACAGUAGUGGUCCUGUAGGCCGACACAGACAGCUAGUAUUAGUUCUGGAAGGAGAACUGUACCUGAUUCCAUUUGCCUUGCUGAAAGGCAGCUCCUCUAAUGAGUACCUGUAUGAGAGGUUCACUCUCAUCUCUGUUCCUUCGUUAGCCAGCCUGGGAGCCACAAUCAAGCCUCAUCCUCGCCGCAGUGGCCCUUCGUUCUGCCCAGAUGGAGGCUCAGUGGCUGCUGUGGUUGGGGCCCCUCGCCUGCCCCCCAGCGUCAUGGACCGCUGGCUGUGGGGGCCCCUACCAUCAGCCCAGGAUGAAGCUCUUUGGCUGGGAGAGCAGCUGGGAUGUCACCCCCUAACUGGAGCGAAAGCUACAAAAGAGCGAGUUUUAGCAGCUCUGACUCAGGCAGAGUGUGUUCACUUUGCAACUCAUAUAUCAUGGAAGCUCGCUGCUCUGGUCCUCGCUCCUGGCCAGGAGCAUGGCGGAGGGGAGCUGACAGGCGGCCGACCCAAAGAGAAAUCACCGUGCGGAGCGCCGGAUGAAGCUAUGGAUCGGGAUGGGAAGGUUAAGGGAUUGUUUUCGAAAAGUCACAGCAGCCCAGAAAGACUCCGAACAGCAGAUGAACGGAGUGAUGAUGGGGAAAGUGUGUGUGACGUGGAGAGUGUGUGUGACAGUCCAGCACUUCACGACUUUCUCCUCACUGCUGCUGAUAUACUGGACCUCUGUCUGGCCGUCAAACUGGUGGUUCUCAGGUUGUACCCGGAGUCCAACAACAGGGUGACUGCUGAUGGGGUGGUGGGACUGACUCGAGCCUUCCUGGCUGCAGGGGUGCAGUGUGUGUGCAUCUCUCUGUGGCCUGUACCAAUAGCUGCCUCCAAACUGUUCACACACACCUUCUACACAGCGCUGCUCAAUGGGACCAAAGCCAGUGCAGCUCUGACCGAGGCCAUGAAGACGCUGCAGAGCAGCAAGCACUUCUCUCACCCUUCUAACUGGGCGGGUUACAUGCUGAUCGGGAAUGAUGUGAAGCUGAACAGUCCCAUGUCUCUGGUUGGACAAGCGCUGGCAGAGAUCCUGCAGUACCCAGAGAGGGCCAGGGACGCCCUGAGAGUGCUGCUGCACCUGGUUGAGAAAUCUCUGCAGCGCAUUCAGAGUGGCCAGUGUAACCCGAUGUACACAUCGCAGCAGAGCGUAGAGAACAAGGUCGGCGGGGUGCCUGGGUGGCAGGCCCUCCUGUCUGCUGUGGGUUUCCGGUUGGACUUCUCCGGUAGCGGUGCUGGACUCCCUGCGGCAGUUUUCUUCCCCACAUCAGACCCUGGGGAUCGGCUACAACAGUGCAGCACCACCCUGCAGUCACUGCUCGGUCUGACUCCUCCGGCGCUGCAGGCUCUCUGCAAACUGGUCACAGCGUCUGAGGCCGGAGAGCAGCUCAUUCAUAAGGCGGUUAAAAGCAUGGUGGGAAUGCUUCACCAAGUGCUGGUGCAGUUGCAGUCAGGUGACAAAGAACAGGACUUUCCACUGGCUCCCAUUCAAGUGUCAAUAAGUGUGCAGCUCUGGAGGCUCCCAGGCUGCCAUGAGUUCCUGGCUGCCCUCGGUUUUGAUCUUUGUGAAGUCGGUCAGGAGGAGGUGGUGCUGAAGACAGGAAAACAGGCCAGCAGACGCACCAUGCAUUUCGCCCUUCAGUCUCUUCUUGCACUGUUUGACUCCACAGAGCUUCCCAAGCGUCUGAGCAUGGACAGCUCCUCCUCCUUGGAGUCUCUGUCCUCUUCUCAGUCAGCCUCCCAGCCGCACUCUUUACCCCUCUCCUUUAGCUGCUACCCCCCUCAGCCCUCCUUCUUACCCCCCGUCUGCCCGGACAACCUCUCCUGCGACGCCAUCUCUGUCUACAGCCUCAGCUCCCUUGCCUCCUCUCUCAGCUUCCUGUCUCGACCUGAGCCUGCCGGCAGCGACAUCAUCAGCCAACGUUCACACCAGCAGGAGCCGGAGAGAGCUCGAGGAGGAGGCAGUCUCUACACCUCACAGCGCCACACAGGCGGCUUGUCGAGAGGCCGAUUGACCAAUCAAGGAGGGGGAUUGGCAGGAGAGGGAGAGGACGAGGAGUAUGAGGGCUUCUCCAUUAUCAGCAGUGAGCCAUUGGGGCGAGGAGGGAGGGAGUGUGACACUCUGCCGCUGCCCACAGGACACCGACACGGCAGGAGUGGUGCUGGGAGAGGAGCUGCUGGGAGUCAUGGAUAUCCUCUUACUGUUUCUUCCAAGGGAAGCAUCAGUACACCUACAUCUCCUAUCAAAGCUCCGUCACUGCCACUGACAGCUCCUGCCAGCCCCAAAAUAAAGUCAGAAAUCUCAUCUCCUCAGCGGACUGGGAAGGGAAAGGUUAGCAGCUCUGAGUCGGACCAGUCGAGCACUGAGACAGACAGCACAGUGAAAUCCCAAGAGGAGAGGACGGGACCCGCGGGACAAAUGGAUCCCCAGGAACUGGCCCAGAAGAUCCUGGAGGAAACCCAGAGCCACAUGCAUGCUGUGGAGAGCCUGCAGAAAGCAAACAUCAGAGCAAAGACUCUGCGGGGAGCUGAAGAGAGAGAAGAGGCCAGACAGCAAUCUCUGUCAACUCCCACAACCCCAACUCUGACCCCCACUGGUGGAGCUCGAGGGUUUCAGCCCUCUGAGACCAGUGCAUUCAGCCGACCACCCAGCAGGGCCAGUCUGAAGGCUUGUUCCUCUCCUCUGUCUAGUCAUCCGUCAUCCCUCUCUGCUUCCAUCUCAACACCUCCCCCUACUCGUCCUAAACCUCCUUCCCGCUCCUCCUCACUACAGAAAAUCAGCUCAGGCUACAACAGCCCAGCUCAUUCCUCUCCAUCCCUGUCUGUGAAGGAGCAGAGUUCACCUCUCCCUGUGGCUUCUCCAGGUGUGCAGCUCAAACUGAAAUAUCCCAGCUUGCCUUACACCACCCACAUCUCGCCUUCACACUCGACUGCCGACAGCGCCCCAUCACCAGCCCUUUCCUAUUCUUCCACCGGAUCCAUCUCAGCCUCCUCCAGCCCUGCAAACCCCGAGCUGAACCAGAUGAAACAGGAGAACAAAGGUCAGGCGAUGCACAGCUUAAAAACAUUCUGGGCCAACGCUAGCCAGAAACAUGAGGGGCCCUGCCCAGCCAGCUUGCUCCGGGGCGGGAAUAAGAAAAUGAGUACAGUUCAGAAAGAUGUUCUGGGUUUGCUGAAUCUCUCACCUAGACAUGAGUCUGUCAGGAAAAACGCAGAGGAUCCUGAGAAUCACAACACUGACGACAGACCAAAUGGUCACCAAAAACUGGAGGGUAAACCACCUCCGCCUCCAUCUGCCAGUCUUUCCACAAACUCUAAAGGAGGCAUUAGACUUCCUUCUGGGAACGGCUACAAGUUUCACUCACCUGGACACUUUUUCCCAUCUUCUAAAUGUUGAGAGUCUGGAUGUUUGCCCUGCUGACCCAGGAGCCAGUCGACCAAUCCUCUGGCUCAUUUUCUGUUUGUGUACCACGACUGUCCAUUUUUCAGUGAAACACAAUUUUAGCAACCUCUGCUGAAGUCGAGGAUUAAAAAAAGUACAGUUUCAUACUGAUUUUACAUGUUUCUGUGAAGGGAUGUAAAUGUUUUGAAUGUGAUGACUGUGCCUUCUUCUGGAUAGAGCUGGAAGGACAAAAUAACUGAGAGAAAUGUUGAGUCUCUGGCUUUAAUUAAUGUUUUCAUGACUGACUUGAGAGCAUGUGUCUCGAUGCCUCCGUGUACACUGAAAAGAAAUGUCUUGACUUACAGUCAGUUGACUGAAUGAACCUUUUAUGUCAACCUGAACGCUCGCUAUAUUUGUGUAAGCCGACCUGAAUUGAUUUAUUGUGUAAUCAUUAUUGUUAACAAUGGUUAUUAUUGUCAUUUAUUUGUUAAGUAAACUGUGUUUUCCAGGCAUUAUUACACAUUUUAUAAAGACAAUUAAAAAAAGAGGAAGAAGUAAAGAAAACGUUUUGACAUUUUUUAUGCAGGUUUGGUUAUAUUUGUGAAUGUCAGCAUUGUACUUCUUGCUGUUGAGUGUUUCAUUAACUUUAUAAUGUACAAUUUUACAGCUCUGAUAGACUACUAUUCAGAAUAAUCUCCAUUCUUAAGGAGUUGAAAAAUAAAAAUGUUCUUUUUUUCCUUGC